GGCACGCCGGGAGGUGUGGCCUGGGGAGCGGGGCACGCCGGGAAGCGCAGUUCCCGGCAGCGGCGGGACGCGCGGGGCACGCCGGGAGGUGUGGCGCGCUGGAGCGGGGCGCGCUCGGCGCUCGCCGGCGGGGCUGAGCGCGGCGGGGCGCGAUGCUGCGGCGGAAGCCGACGCGGCUGGAGCUGAAGCUGGACGACAUCGAGGAGUUCGAAAGCAUCCGCAAGGACCUGGAGAGCCGCAAGAAGCAGCGGGAGGACGCGGAGGUGGCGGCGGCCGGGGAGGAGCCGGCGCCCGUCGCGCUGGGCAGCGAGCACAAGAGCCGGGAGCAGCUCAUCAACGACCGCAUCGGGUACAAGCCGCAGCCCAAGGCCGGCGGGCGCGCCGCCCACUUCGGCACCUUCGAGUUCUGAUGGCAGCGGGACACGGCGGGGGAGCCGCCCCACCCCGGGCCGGCCUCACCCCCCUCCGCCCUCCGUUUGUUUGUUUGCUGAAGUUUGUCUGGUUAACACGUCUGUGAAUGCCCCUUG
This is a messenger RNA of Columba livia (rock pigeon), 527 nucleotides long. RefSeq names its product cell division cycle 26 (gene CDC26). Gene Ontology annotation, biological process: anaphase-promoting complex-dependent catabolic process; protein K11-linked ubiquitination; regulation of mitotic cell cycle. NCBI's taxonomy places the organism in Eukaryota, Metazoa, Chordata, Aves, Columbiformes, Columbidae. The coding region runs from base 153 to 410 and encodes 85 amino acids. Gene Ontology annotation, cellular component: anaphase-promoting complex. The transcript is spliced from 2 exons. The record is from RefSeq and is a predicted model, not a curated record.